UUUUGGGGGGACCAGGGCAUCAUGCUGGGAAUCAAAUGGCGAACAUUGGGCAUGUCAUCCCGUGAGCCAGGGAGGCCGGGAUUGGGGAAUGAAAUGGGGGCUUUUAUUCUUCCUGGAAUUCUUUUUUUCAUGGAGGACACAAUGGGCGGGGGUUUUUUUUUUACGUGAUAGACUUGGGAUCACUCCGCCAGAUGAGCGGGGAGACAGGAAGACCAUAGGAGCCAAAAAAGUUCUUUUUCUUUAUUGUGUCUCCUCUAUUAUGAUGUUACGACUUUUCCUUUCUGGUGUGCUUGGGGAUACUCCCCUUUUUGCCUUUAUUUUCCUAUCGACUCUGGUCAUUUGCUUGGAUGUUUUUCUCUCAAUGAUUGAAAGAACGAACCCCUUGUGGUUACGGUGUGUGUUUGGCAUGGGUUGACAUGAGGCAGCAGAGCAUCAUCAUUAUCGGUCAUACUGCUUUUUCCCCCUUUUCUUCUUUUUUCUUUCCCGUUUCCUGUUUUGCAUUUGCAUUGGGCCUUGUCAGCGAAAUCACUCGAUGGCUUUGGAUAGGUAUUUCCCCCUCCCCUCCUUUGGUUCGGGACGUAACGGGAGGGGCCGAUGGUACAUGACAUGGCAGUCUAAUAAAUCGAGCAU
This is a messenger RNA of Sodiomyces alkalinus F11, 630 nucleotides long. RefSeq lists its product as hypothetical. Lineage: Eukaryota; Fungi; Ascomycota; Sordariomycetes; Glomerellales; Plectosphaerellaceae. The coding region runs from base 89 to 415 and encodes 108 amino acids. The transcript has a single exon. The record is from RefSeq and is a predicted model, not a curated record.